AGGAAUACACUGAGCUUCACACACAAGCACACACCAAAUAUUUGACAUUUCCAUUUGCUUUGAAUUGCUUUGAAAUGGCAUUUUGUUGCCAAAGCGACAUAACUUUACGACCGUUUGUUUAUGGGCUUUGAAUAAUGUGAGUGUAACCUUAACCUUAGCGUGUGUGUGCGUGUGUGUGUGUGUGUCAGCUCAGAUGGAGCUUGUGUUGUUCUCUGGAGAUGUUAUUUGAGAGCAAAAGUAUACAGUUUGGAUUGUAUUAGGAACAGUUUGUUCUAAAUCACAGCAGGGCAGAUUACAUUCUGCUUCCACUGAGUGGUUGUAUUCUCUGACAUACACAAAAAGCAAUCUUUCCCUAACCUACGCAAACAGAGUGGACAUACACACACCAUCACACACACAAACACACACACCAACACAGACACGCACACACGCACACAACAUACAGUGAGUAAAAUAGGGACUUAUAUGCACUAAGUGUUUGUACACCCACACACACACACACACAUCAAUCUUUCCGUAACCUACACAAAGAGAAUAGAUACACACACACACACACCAUCACACACAGAUGCCAAGAUAGGUACGAUGGGGACCUGUAUUUGUGUUCAUUUUCCUGGUAGAAAAAUCCAGAUUAUUGACACGUGUGUGUGUGUGUGUAUGUUUGAAUGUGUGUGUCCAACCCCUCUGUUUGUAGGUUAGGGAAAGAUUGCUGUGGCUGUAGAUAAGAGGAUUUCACAGGAAUUAGUGUCAUUCUUCUAUCACUGGAGGAAUAGAUUUAUAUCGAUUUUAAUCAGUGAGAGGCAAGAUCCAGUGAAGCAGAGACAGAUCGAGGAAGAGGCAGCCGCAGAGACGGACAUGGAAGCACAGAGACGCGGGGACAGAGAGAGGGACCAUAUCCAUGGAGAAAUGGACAACGCAACACACUGAUGCUUGAUGACGUGAACUGACUGGCACCAGGAGGACUCUUGGCUCAGCAACAACAGAUCUGGCACAUCUGGGACAGCACUCUCAAGAGAAGUACAGCUGGCUGCUCCAAACACACACACACACACACACACACACACAUACUAAAGCCUGAUUCCGGAGCUUUUUGGCGAGGGAAGAUCAACUGCAAACAGACUCCUGUAUGCUUGAUCCGUCAACGACCGCUUCCUGACUCACGACCACGGAGCCUUCUGGAAUGUGGUCCUGCUUCUGUCCCACCGAGAGGGGGUCAUCCUGGACUCUCGACCGUCGACCCUGACUGGAACAUGAACGUGGUUCUGUUGAGUGUGCGGUCCAUAUGCUUGGUCUGGGCGUUGUCUUGGCCCGUCGCCACGGUGACCGGGGCCCAUACCACCGGACGCAAGAAACACAAAGAUGUUUACCUGGGAGAAAACAGCAAAAACAAAUAUGGAGGGAGGAUUGACUACAAACUGAAGAAGCAGGACAGCACCAAGUCACUCCUCAUAAAGACAGAACAGCUUUUGAGAAUCGAGGAACACGAUUUUGCCAUCAGACCUGGCUUCGGAAAUGCAGCUAUCCCCGUGGGCAUCGACGUGCAGGUGGAGAGCAUUGACAGCAUCUCAGAGGUCAACAUGGACUUCACGAUGACCCUGUACCUGCGUCACUACUGGAAAGAUGAACGUCUGGCUUUUCCUUCCCAAACUAACCUGAGCCGAACGUUCGACGCUCGUCUGGUGAAGAAGAUCUGGGUUCCUGACGUGUUCUUCGUCCAUUCCAAACGUUCCUUCAUCCACGACACCACCAUGGAAAACAUUAUGCUUCGGGUCUAUCCCGAUGGAAACAUCCUGUACAGUGUCAGGAUAACUGUGACUGCUCUCUGUGCUAUGGACUUCAGCAGCUUUCCUCUGGACACACAGAACUGCUCUUUAGAACUGGAGAGCUAUGCCUACAAUGAGAAUGACCUCAUGCUCUACUGGAAGAACGGCAAUGACUCUCUGCGGACAGAUGAGAUCGUUCUCUCUCAGUUCUUCAUCGAGGAGUUCAACCCCUCCAAUGGCCUCGCCUUCUACAGCAGCACAGGCUGGUACAACAGGCUGUACAUCAACUUCAUCCUGAGGAGGCACAUCUUCUUCUUCAUGCUGCAGACCUACUUCCCCACCAUGCUGAUGGUUGUCCUCUCCUGGGUCUCCUUCUGGAUCGACAGGAGAGCUGUACCCGCCAGAGUAUCACUGGGAAUAACCACAGUUCUGACCAUGUCCACUAUUAUCACCGGGGUCUCCUCAUCCAUGCCCCAGGUGUCGUAUGUGAAGGCGGUGGAUAUUUACCUGUGGACCAGCUUCCUGUUUGUCUUCCUGUCUGUGAUUGAGUAUGCUGCUGUCAACUACUGCACCACUGUGGAGGAGAUGAGGAAACUGAAGAAGGGAAAGGUCCCAACAUCCUACAAUGCCAGCCAGGCCAUGGCCUUCGAUGGCUGCUUUCAUGACAACGACAUUGAGCUGACCCCGUUCCCAAGCCUGGUCCCAGCCUUGACCCCUAACCCCCUUGAAACCUCCACUCAGGACUCGAGGGAUGCUCCGGCCACGGAAGGGACGCGUCUACGACGACAGCGUUCUGUUCGUGAAAACUUGGAUUUGCUGCUUCGUCACAGCUACAUGAUUGACUCGUACUCCCGUGUGGCUUUCCCUCUCUCCUACCUACUUUUCAACAUCAUUUACUGGAGCAUGUACUCCUGAGGGCGCUGUGAGCGAGUCUGUCGUCAUGAAGGAGAGAGUGUUAACAUCUUCUGGGGGAAACUAUUGUAACUGACUUGUGAUCCAACAGAACUGGUAUUUUUACUCCUGAGGGACUGCCUUUUGUUAAAUUGUUCAACUGCCUAUUUAGAAAAAUAUUUAAGUUUCAACUGGGAGAGACAGUCUUCUAUUUUGAGGAUCAACUGGACACUAAUGUGGUGAUGCCUACUGUUGUGAGUGCUUGGUUUAUACUAACUACAUGAUCCUCAAUUGAGUAUUAAUAUCUGUAGAAUUUGAAGGCCCUGAUAAAGUUUCCCAGGUGGUUCAAAUGCAUUUGUCAAAAACAAAUGGCUAUUUAAUAGUGAAUAAAUUACACAAA
Molecule: messenger RNA, 3054 nt
Organism: Hypomesus transpacificus
Lineage: Eukaryota; Metazoa; Chordata; Actinopteri; Osmeriformes; Osmeridae
Product: gamma-aminobutyric acid receptor subunit rho-3
Exons: 10
Coding region: 1251-2678 (475 amino acids)
Biological process (GO): signal transduction; chemical synaptic transmission; monoatomic ion transmembrane transport
Cellular component (GO): neuron projection; synapse; membrane
Molecular function (GO): GABA-A receptor activity; extracellular ligand-gated monoatomic ion channel activity; neurotransmitter receptor activity
Source: RefSeq, a predicted model, not a curated record